AUGUCAUCAGUGUUGGUGGGUUACACAGAUGCAACUGCAAAUGCAGCCCAAGCAACUUCACUGAUAAACAACAGUAAAUAUCGGGCUUAUGUCGCGGCAGUGGAUAAAGCAUUGAAAGCUUUUGAAGCUACCAAUGAAUGGGCAGACUUGAUCUCAGCUCUCGCAAAACUUAGCCGGGUAUUUCAUGCAAACGCAAAAUUUGGUGAUAUACCGAAGCCAGUGACUGUGGCAAAGCGUCUUUCGCAAUGCCUGCAUCCGGCCCUGCCUCAUGGUGUACAUCUGAAAGCACUGGAAACUUAUCGACAGCUCUUCGAUAUCCUUGGGCGGAAGGAUCUUCCACGUUUGCUGUAUCUUUUUGCUGUUGGACUUUUCCCGCUGAUGGAUCACUGUGGAAUAAAGGUGAAAUCAGAAUUGUUAAAUAUAUUUGAACAAUAUUUCCUUCCUCUGGGUGUUGAACUGAAACCAGCACUUCCUGGUUUUAUUGCUGGUGUCUUAUUGGGUCUCGAGGAAGGAACGGAGUUCUAUGAUAGAUCAUUUUCGCUUUUGGAUCGAGUACAGGAAAGCGUUGGUUCGGAAGCGUAUUUUGCAUGUCUUUGGGAAGCAGUCCUUGGUUCACCAUCUGUUCGUCUCCCAGCAUUGAUGUAUGUAAAUGCAAAAUUUAACCGUCGAAAAAGUAUGCACGAUCAGGAGUUUAUCAUGGGAAAUAACAUCGAUCAUAUGAUAGGAGCUCUUUGCGCAGCAGCAGAUGAUGGUGGGUCAACACUUGUUCAACGUCACUUAUUGGAUUUUUUAUCCUCUGCUUUUCCACUGAAUUCCGAUCAUCUCGUAAGGGAAGAUUUUGUUCAGCUUCUCAGACGUUGUCUCUUUCUGGUACUUCGCCGGGAUAUGAGCUUGAAUAGGCGUUUAUAUCAGUGGUUGUUAAAUCGUGUUGGUGAUUCAGCUGUUACUGGGUUGCCCGUUGCUGGGGUGGAUGAACAGCUUGACACUACUUUUUUCAUCACUUAUGCUCUGCCGAUUGCGAGGAAAGCAGUCGAAGAAUAUUUAAAAUUGGAUACAGUUCAAGUAACUAGUGGUCUUGCUUGCUGGGACGGCACGAAGGAACAUCAAAUGCAAUAUACAGAAGUACGCGUUGCACGUUUGCUAUUAUACUUUAUGGAUCGACCUGAAUUAGGCUCUCUUUUUCUUGAAGAAACAUUACUGAUUGUAUUGGAAGCAGCUGCCAAGAAUGAUAUACGUUUGGAAUCAGUUUUAGCCAAGAAUGAAGAAAUAUUAAGUAGAACAAAAAGGUUAUCAACUUCAUUAGAAACGAUUGAUGAGCAAAAUCGACGGUUUAGUGUUACAAGUAAAUCCUCUGUCAGUUCCCGACAAUCACGAUUAAGCAUUCUGUCAAUACCGGAAGAGACUUCAGCCGAGAAGAUUAAACGACUGGAAGAGUUCGGAAAGACAAUAAACCUGUUGAUGAAUUCGCUUGAUGUUGGAUUUAUUUGGAAUUUUCUUGAACGAAAACUGAAAUCGUUAAUACAGCAAAAGCAAGAAGAACAGCAAAAUGGUACAAUAGAUCCACAUUUGUUGACAAAUGAAGUAAAAAUGUUAAAAGAAGAAGAAGAACGAAGGACGACCCAUGAAUUGGCAAACUUUCCACAGAUAGUAUUAUUUUGCCUGAAUACGAUAGAACUAGAUUCUCAUGGUGAUAUUCGAGAACGGUACCUACCGCAAUUAUUGUCAUCGAUCCUCACAACUGUGGCUGAAAAGAAUGUUGCAUCGAUAGACGGCCAACUACUUGUUCGACUGCUAAUUGUUUCAAAAGCAAUUCUAAAUGAAGUUAAUCAAAGUGCUGUUGUCAUGGAAGCUGGAGUCGUGACACGGAAACGUGGCGAGGUAUACGAGAUAGUACGUUACAAUGAACUUGAUUCAGUGGAUAAACCACCCACACAAGGAGGCGCAAUUAAAGAACAGUGGAGAGUAGAGAAUGGUUUAAGUAGUUGUCAGCGAGUUCUUGCACAGAUCUGUGAUUGGUAUUGCAAAGAGCGAGAUAUAGAACGGCUGCAAGCAUUUUAUGCCACUUCAACUUUGACACGAGAAUUUGCCGAUUUUCCUCUUUAUGAUUUAGGUGCACAGGAAAUCAAGAAUGCGGGAUAUCUUAAACGACAUGUAUCAAGUAAUUAUCCAAUUUGGUUAAGCGCUUUAUUGAGCAUAUUAUCACUGGACGAAUGGGAUGCCUCCAUAAAUUCUAAUGAUCAUCAUGCUCUUGAAAUCCGAGUAACCGAUAUGUUUGCUCGUGCAAAUGCUUUGGAUUUAAUAACUUAUAUCUAUGUUAGGAGUAUUUCGGUUGCAGAACAACAUGCCGCUAUGUUGCGGCGUCAUAAGAGAGAAAAUGCGCUCCAUCAACACGCAAAUGUGGAUCCUUUGGACGGUAAAGAAAAGACAACUAUACUAUUGAAACCAUUGAUCUCUGAAGCGGACUUGAAACGUUUGGAUAAUGAUGAAAUUUUCAAGAAAGCUUCUAAGAUUCUUUGGUUAUAUCUCGGCCGAAGCGACAAAGCAUAUUAUCAUUCGACAGUUGCUCGACUACUUUGCUUAUUUCAUUCACGGAAGCCUUCUGAACCGAGUAGUGAUGUGGAGGAUUUGAUUGUUAGCGAUCUUACGAGCAUAAAUAAGGAGCUGAGUUGCUCUGCUGCUAAAAAAUUUCGAACUUUAUGGAUGUUAAAUCGACCUUCUGCAGCCGAGGAACUCUAUCUUGGGUUAUCAUCUAAGCCGUUCAACAGGGUUGUCAUGCUCUUAUUGGGUUUUUUGUCUGACGAUACUAUUGGUUAUGAUAAAGCAGAAUUGAAAAUUAUUUCGACCUGUUGGUUCAAUGAUUGUGCUCAGCAUUCGGAUUUGCCAUAUAUCCUACAGAUGAUGACUACUAUGCUUCUGAACCCGAGUACCUCACGUGCUUCAAUUCAGUAUCUUAACAUGCAUGCCAGAAUAAAUAAAGAAAAGUUUCCACACAUGCCAUCUGGUAUUUGUGCCAUCACAUUGUUAACAGAUGGUGGUCAUCAAUCAUUACAUCAUUUAUGCGAAGAUGUUUCGGCAGUAGGUUCAAAUGAAGCUAAACGACAUUUGGCCGAAGCUUCGACAGCGUUUGAGAGAUUAAGGAUCGGAGAAUACCCAGUUUGGUUGACUGAAUUACGAAAUCGUUUGUUGCAAGGAGGCGACGACACUGGUACAAUGGACUUGAAUGUAACAAGCGAAGCGCAAAAGACUCAUCGCAGAACUAUAUCGGAUAUACCAAUGUUUGAUGAUGAUAAUGAUUCUAUUGAAACGGCAUCAAUAGAUUCCUUGGAUCACGAAGUAGUAGAAACCCUGCAGUAUAUCCUUGAUUGUAUUUGUGCUCAAGAAGAAAGUGAAAUGGAAGUACAAGCUUAUUUUGCCGGUGAACGAUUAUGUUCUCAUGUCCAAAUGACACUGAUCAGUUGUGCACAUGAGAGCGAAAUCAGCGAAAAAGAAGGAUUAACCGGGGCAGUAGAAAGUGCACCACAAAAGAGAGCAGCAGAAUCGCAAUCAUCUACUGUAUGUUCAUCGUGGAAAUCUGCCGAGAAUGGUCCAUCAAUUUCUGAGAACUUUAAACGCUUUAGAGGUCAUCGAAGGCAGGAUUCAUUGCAAGAAAGCAUAUUUACGAUGUCCGCACAAGAGCUCAAAUUGUUCGAUACAUCGGAACUUCCUCGAUUGGAAGCAACUGGAGAUGAAGUGCAACCAUUGUGCCAUGAGUUACAUGCACAUAUGUUGUUGUAUGCAGAGAGUGGCCAAACAGUGGAUUUAGCGCGUUCUGAAAAAGUAUUCCGAAUGUUAAUUGCACUGAUGCGAACAAAGCUUAGCUUUCUAACUCCCAGGCUUAUUAUUAGUUGUAUGGUUUCAUCUGGAACUGCUUCAUUUCCGAAAUCUUCAUCAAGUGCUACAUCUGAGCAAUUGAUGGACCUUGUGUCACGUCAUAUUCGUUCCAUAUUAGGGCAGGAUUUUUGGGCUUCUGAGUCGGAUAAUGCGAAUGGAACCGACACACUGAAAUAUAAACAUUACACUUUUCUCGAACUUUUUAUGACUAUUUCUUUACAUUUCCUUCGAUCAUAUUUUGUCAAUUCUCCCACUGCUAAUGUUUCUAGUCUUGAUUUACGCAAUGCGUGGAAAUGUAAGAUGGCAGUUUUGGAUUUUCUCACUGAAUUAGUGCGCGAAUUAAUUGCGAUGAUCCAAGAGAAUCAGUCUCGGGCUUUAACUAUUUCCAUCCAUGGCCUGUUGCAACGUUCAAAGCUUCAGAAAUGCUUGUUGCAUUCCCUCCUAACUUCUGUUCAUAAUGUUCGACAACAUAAUAACGCCGAAAUAGUUCCAUUAUCAGUGGAUAUAUUGGAAUUCAAUGAUGGCACUACAACCUCCAACAGUAAUUUCUCUGAUUUGAUUGUUGGUUAUCAAAGUUCACUGCUAGAUUUAACUGCCGCCGUAAUACAGCUGGAACUGGUGAUCAAGAAUGGAUUUCAAAAUUUCACUGAUCAAAAUAAUAGUGGUAUAGAUAAGUUGACGAUAAAUCAUCAAAUUUAUAAUUCACCGCAACAUCGUGCAACGCUUCGUGAACCAUAUGUUGGCAUGGUUGAACUGCGUAUGUUCCUGUUAACUGUCUUGAAUGCUCUCAAGAAACAUUCAGCUGAACAGGAACAGUGGCUUACAUUUGUCGUACGAAUACUUCCAUUUCUUGAUAGAUCGUUGUCUACAUUUUCGGUGCAUAUUAUCGAGCAACUAUGUAAAAGUCUGGAAUCUGCCAUAAGCGCCGCAUAUUUUCCUAUUAAUGAUGAAAUGCACAAUAUUACAUCGACUGAAUCAAUUCCUGUUCAUUCUAUAGGCAUCAAUCAGGACAAGCCAACCUAUCCGACCAAUUAUGCUAUCGGAAUAUUGGAAACAUUGAAUAUGUUCUUUCAUUAUUGCCUUAUCGAUAAUACAUCUCAAACCGGUGCUAGUUUAACACUGGCCAAUGUCCAUCAACCCUCACAGGUCGUAACAGUUAGCAAUCCGUCGCUGGCAUCUUCAGUAAUGAAUGCGAUACCAGGCACACGAGGCGCUACAGAGCUUAUUUCCAACCUUGUUAAAGUUUUUUCCUUCAGCGACAGUACUAAUGGGUCAUCGAGUGCGGCGCUCAGUAAAUUUACUGAUCUCACGGCUGAUGAUGUUUGGAGGCAAGCGCGAUCUGAUGUACUUAACGCUUUUCCACAUGCUCUUGCGACGCUUUGUGAUGUUUGGACACAAUUGCGAAAAGGAGAACCGAAUCUUCCGAUUGGAAAUCCUGUGAUAAUCCGCCAAUUAAUUCUUGAUUUGCUUUCACCAAUAGUGCAACAUCAUCAGCAUGCAUUUUUAUCAUCACUUGCAUUGGUAUGGAUGACCCGAAGUUCAUUAACAUCACAGAAACAACUUACUACACGUACUGAAUCUGAUCAGUCGUCAUUUGAUUAUUCACCGGCACAGCUCGAUAUUGCCGAUCUUCUGCUGAGUAUCAAAAUUCUUCCAUUCGAAAAUCUUAUUUCUACGGUUGCUGAAGCACUGAAAGAAAGCGCGUGGAAAGUCGUAAAAUCGGGUGCAGCUGUAGAAAAAAAUUGGUUACAGCAAAGUGCUUUCCCAAUCGAACUUGCGCUGCUGGAAAUGCUUCAUGGUUGUGUGAGGGCUACACCAUCCACUGCUCUAUACAAUUGUUGGCCUUCAUUGCAAGCAUUGUUUAUGGAAUCUCCGAUUAUGUCGCUACCGCCGAAGGCUGUUUUCAUUCAAUUCAUUAUACUUGUGGAUUUCGUACAACUCGCUACAAGUUCAGCUGUUGUUGAAGACAAACAGUUAUCACGAGCUGCUCAGGAUGCAUGUCAGAGACUUACGGAAGCUAUGAAUAUUAUUGUUGGUUGGCAGCUAGAACAAACUACCUGGUUGAAGCGGACAUUGGUUGUCAAACAUGAUUCAUCUGCGCAAAAGUCGCAGGAAACAUCGCCAGUGGUGGAGUUCUCCACUGCGCCAACGUCACUAGCUGCUUCGGAAAAUAAUUCUUUACGUGGUUCCACAUCAUCUUUGGUACCGUCGAGGAUUCCUACCUUCGACACAGCUACGCAGAUAUCAGUACCAUCUCAAGGUGCAUCAAACUCAGCAGCUGACAGGCGGAGUAUAUCAAACAUCAAGUAUGAAAGAUCAAAUGUGAAAGAUCCAAAUAGCUUGAAACGCGAUCCGACUCACAGUACUCAAGCUUUAUUCUUGCUUGCUGAGCAUUUAGCCGAACUGAUUGAUUCGAUAUGUAAGAGUGAAGAUAAAGAGAGAUUGUUGCCAUUGCUUCAUGCUGUUUGGAGUAAUACGUUGCCAUAUUUAAAAGCCAAGAAUGCUCGAAAUGCUCGAUUCUUCCUUGCUAGUUCGCAAUUGCUAGCAUCGAUGAGUACCUUCAACUAUAUGCGACCGGUGUGGCGUAAAGCUACUUUGGAUCUUCUGCUUGAUCCAGCAUUCUUCAAAAUGGAUAUGCAAUCCUUGAAACAUUGGUUGGUUAUAACGGAUCAUUUGAUGACUCACGACAAAACAUCUUUCAAAGAACUGCUUGGAAGGAUUUCAACAGCGCAAAAUUCUGCACUUUCAAGUCUGAUAACUAGCAAAGAAGUCGAGUAUGAAAUGCGCGCCCAGGCACUCAAACGUUUAGCAUUUAUAGUGCUAAGUUCGGAACUUGGGCAGUAUCAAGCUCAACUGCCUGAUAUACAAGAACGUUUAUCCGACAAUUUACGUUUAUCACAAGUUCCACUUGUUCAUGCCCAAGUAUUUCUUUGCUAUCGAGUUUUGCUUAUCAGACAGAAACCACAGCAUAUUGUCAGCAUGUGGCCUUCGAUGGUUACAGAACUGGUACAUGUAUUGUUACAAAUUGAGCAACAGUUAUCAGGUAUAACAAAUGUUUCGGAUGAUUUAAAAUGUGAUCGUAAUGAUCAAUGGAUGCAGUUGUAUCUUGCAGCGUGUAAACUACUUGAAACAUUAUGUACACUUCCUGCUGGUUAUUUAUCACAAUUUCAAAUGUGUCAUUGGGCGUUUGUAAAUUCGGUGGCAGUAAGUAAUAUCGGUUCAUUCGUGCCAUUUGCGAGUCGUAUCGACUGUUUGCUUCGUCAUAAAUACGGUCAGUUAUCGGCUCAUGGUCGGAAAUUUAUGUCUGCAUCACUGGUUAAUGUUAAAACGCUUACAAGCUUUAGUGAGUUGCGCUCUUUCUUCUUGGCUCUGGCGACCCAAAAUGAAAUGCGUGCUUUGACGAUGCAAUUUUCCUUUGAUAAGGAGGAUCAGCUUCGAGAUGCUCAUUAUCUCAAUGGUUCAUUAUCUUACAAAGCUGCAAUUAAUCGACUGGAACACGCACUAUAUGUUGAUUUUGCGGAGCAUUGGCAGUUAUAA
This is a messenger RNA of Cercopithifilaria johnstoni, 7407 nucleotides long. The record is from the annotation of a GenBank genome assembly. Lineage: Eukaryota; Metazoa; Nematoda; Chromadorea; Rhabditida; Onchocercidae.